Messenger RNA from Oenanthe melanoleuca, 3216 nucleotides. RefSeq names its product adenylate kinase 4 (gene AK4). Gene Ontology annotation, molecular function: nucleoside diphosphate kinase activity; ATP binding; AMP kinase activity. Gene Ontology annotation, cellular component: cytoplasm; mitochondrion. The record is from RefSeq and is a predicted model, not a curated record. Lineage: Eukaryota; Metazoa; Chordata; Aves; Passeriformes; Muscicapidae. Gene Ontology annotation, biological process: nucleobase-containing compound metabolic process. The transcript has 5 exons. The coding region runs from base 160 to 831 and encodes 223 amino acids.
GGGACUACAAAUCCCAGGGUGCCGCGGCCCGAGGGGGCGGGCGGGGGGAGCGGCCGCGGGGUCCCCCCGCCCUGCUGAUGUGUCCGGGCGCUGCGGGGGGAGCGCGGCCGGGGCUGACGCGUGUCCUGCCCCGCAGCGCUCCGGCGCCGGCAGCCGGCCAUGGCCUCCAAGCUGCUGCGAGCCGUGGUGCUCGGUCCGCCCGGCUCGGGUAAGGGCACGGUGUGCGAGAGGAUCGCCCGCAGCUUCGGGCUCCAGCACCUCUCCAGCGGGCAGUUCCUGCGGGAGAGCCUCGGCAGCGGCGGCGAAGCUGGAGUCCUGGCACAGCAGUACCUGGAGAGGGGGCUCCUGGUGCCCGACCACGUCAUCACACGUGUGAUGGUGACGGAGCUGGAGAAGCGGCGGGAGCAGCACUGGCUGCUCGAUGGUUUCCCUCGGACACUGGGCCAGGCCAAGGCUCUGGAUGGGAUCUGUGAGCUGGACCUGGUGAUCAGCCUGAACAUCCCCUUCGAGACGCUGAAGGAUCGCCUGAGCGCCCGCUGGGUGCACCCUGCCAGCGGCAGGGUCUACAACAUGGACUUCAACCCUCCCCACACACAGGGUGUGGAUGACCUGACAGGAGAGCCCCUGGUGCAGAGGGAGGACGACAAGCCCGAGGCGGUGGCUGCAAGGCUCAGGAAGUACAAAGAUGCUGCCAAGCCCGUGAUAGAGCUCUACAAGAGCAGGGGCAUCCUUUACUCCUUCUCUGGCACAGAGACCAACAAGAUCUGGCCCUAUGUGUACACCCUGCUGUCCAGCAGGAUCCCACCCAUCCUCUCAGAUGAGGAGCACUAAAGAGCUCGUGCCAAGGACCAGGAUUCCAUCCCAUCGUGGAUUUGGUUCCCAGUGCAGUGCCAGGGCUGUGCUGGGGUUGGGUGAUCAUGAGCUGGGUGAUGUUGGUGGAUACCAGUCACAGCCAGGAUCAGAUCUUGGUUUGGAAGGUCAAGCCUGCUGGAAUAAGGGGUUUUUUUCCCUCUUUUGGGGCUAUGGAGUUUUCCUGCCCAUGGUCCAUCCCAGAUUGGUGAUGCUGACCAGGGCAUUGGUCACUCCAGGUUUACACAGCUUUGCCAUGGUGUCCUUGCCAUCCCUUCCCAGCCCCAGCCCCUGGCUGAGCCCACAUGUGCCAUCCUGUUGCUCCACAGGACUGUUUACUGCUGAGGACUCUCUAGGCUGAGGUUUGGGGGCUUUUUCUUCCUAUAAAUUAUUUUCUAUUAAAUGUAUUUCUCAGAGAAAUAAAGCCCUAGAAAGCAACACUUAGCCCAGUGGGAAUUUUGGGAUCAAGGUGGAAAACAUGUGUACUACAAAGCUGAGAGGUGUGAGGCUCACAUUUCCAGCAUUAACACACAAAAAAGAGGCAAAACAUUGGAGGUGAAAAACUCCCUGUGCCCUUUCCAUAGGGAGAGCUGAAUUCCCUGUUAGAAAAAGCUGCUGUGCAGGUUUUAUGGAAUCUGUGAGACUGAGCAGGAUCUGGGCUGGGGUGAGUUGCACUCCUUUGUGCUUUCCUGGUUUAUAGCUUUGAAUACUACAAGAUAGAGAUGUCCUAAGAGUUUCUCCCCAAGAUUUAUCUCCACAUGUGCUUCAGUUCUGGGGAGAAUUCAGCUCAUUCCAUCUUCUGUGCUGCCUUUGUCCCCAAGGUCCCCUGGCCUGGGGGUCCCUUCAGCUGUUCCUGCUGCAUUUCCCAGAGAAGUGACUCCCUCCCCAUGAAAUCCCAGAGAUCUUUCCUUCCUUGGGAUGCACCCAGGGCCAUGCCCAGGUGCUUCCCCAUGAUUUACAGCAUCCUUGGAUUGUGUUGGGGCUGGGCUUUUCUCAACUGGAACUACUGUCACCCUCUUUUUGUAGGAUGUAUUACCCAAGCAAUGGGGACAAUUCUUGUCUCCUCGAGUUGCCUUAUUUUAUAAACUAUAUAUUUAAGGAAAAAAAAAAUAAAAGCAAGAUCUGUAUUUGUAAAGGUUUAAAAAAACCCAACCAAACAAACACAAAAAAGUGCUGAAUUUUAGCAUCACCUUUUAGGAAUUGUGCAUGGAGCUGCUGGAUCCACAAGGAAUGCUGCUUCUGCCAGGGGCUCACAGGAACGUGGCACUGCCUGGCACCUCUUGGAUUAAUCACAGCAGCCUGGGCACUUUUCUGCUGCUGGAUGUGCCUGGGUUUAUUUUUCCUUGGAGAGUUGCCCACAGCAGGCAAAGGGAAUUUUUAGGGAUUUUUUCCAUGUGUGAAACUUCAGCACCUUCCUGGGUUUAUUUAUCCCAGCUGAGCAUCCUCGUGCUGAGCAAGGAUCCACUAAAAUUUGUUUCAUCCUGGCAGCUCCAUCCUGGUGCUGUCCCCAGUGGAACCAGAGCAGGAUCACUGCCCACAUCCCCCCUGCUCAUCCCUGCCUGGGGGAGAGGCCAAAGGGCUCCCACCCUGCUCCAGGGAGGAAUUUCCAGGUGGGAACAAAGGGAAUGUCAGGUCUCAGUGCUGUCCUUUCCAAGCCCUCAUGCUGGGAGGCAGCAAAUCUUCCAGCCAGCAAUGAAAGCCUAUUUCAGAAAGAUUUGGGAUUUUCCCAUGGCCCUGGGAUGAAGGUCUGGGCUGGUUUUAGACACAAAUCCAGAAAUAGCCAAAACCUGUGUGCUGCUUUCUUUGGAACAGCUUUGGGCAGGAGGAGAGCAGAUUUUAGGGGGGUUUAGGCUAUAAAAGCAGCUGAGUGCCAGGCAGAGGGCUGAUCCCUGCUUUGCCUUGUCCUGUCUUUGUGUCCUGUCCUUUCCCCCUGCAAAAUUCCUCCUGAAGAGAGAAUUCCAUGCAGCCCAGCACAGGACAGGUCUGCAGUUGCCUUUUCCAGCCUUUGAGCCCUACAAUAGGUGUAGAAAUCCCGUGGCUGUGCAUGCACCCAGCCCUCGGGAUGGAUUUUUCCACCAGACCUGUUGCAUUUUCCGAGACCAAAUUCCAGCAGGGAUGGGGCCCUGUCCCUCGCUGUGCCCCUGCCCUGCUCCCCUUUGAUAUUUUACUGUGAAUCCCAAACCUUUUGUAAAGCCACAGCCAAUUUUGUACUGACCCGAGAUACUGUGUGGAGGGAGGAGCCCUCUCCCCCCUGCAAUGUCACGCCGAGUUUUCUUCCCGGAGUUUUCUUCCCGGAGUUUCUUCCCGGUGAAUCGCUGCAACUGUGUUACUGCUCUCGAGAUGUAAAUAAAGAUUUUCUCCUGCUGA